AUGCUACUGUAUUCAGAUGCAGCCAACUUUUGUCGUAAAGUUGGAAAGGAUAAACUCUGGUUGUUGGACGUCAAACAAUGCCAUUCGGGCACAUGUGGAAUUGAAAAAUGUGAUAAUAACUUUGUAGAAAAAUGUGGAAAUUUGAAAAUAAAGCAACCAGCUUUACUUGGCAGGAACGUCACUUUUACUUUUACACCGGACUCAUAUGAUCCAAAUGCAAUUCUGGAAUGGCAACGUGCAGCUGAAAGAAACCCAUGGUUUACUCAACCCUUAACAUACAAGUUCACACAGUAUAAUGAAAAUGGAACAUAUUACAUGGUCCUAACAGACAGUUUAGCUACAAAUGAUGAAGUUAAUUACCGAAUACAUUAUUACAACGAAAGCAGGCGCUGUCGGAUGGAAACAGGAAAACUUAAACUUGGUGAUAACCCAAAUAAUCCCUGUGGGUUUGUUUACCAGAGAAAUGAACGUGUACCAGAGGGCGGUAAUAUAUAUUUAGAAUAUUAUCCGUCUAAAAAUGCAAACCCUGUCAAUUAUUUUACUCUCGAAUGGGCUCACUCAGACACUGGAUAUGCGCCUUUUACAAAGUUUGAAGGUGAUAUUUACAAAACAGAUAAGACAGAAAAUGGGAUGAAACUACUUACUAUUCCCAUGGCUAACAUCAGUAUGAACGGAUAUUACAAAGUUAAAUGUGGCAGCAAUGCGGGGUUUACAAAUACUGUCUCAGUGACUGUACUAGUGCGACCAAGUGCGCCAGCAUUCACAAAUCUACAGGACAUUGAUGAAUGUAAGGAAUGCAUUGUUGGUUCUGUCAAAGAGAACAUUGAAGUUCAUUGCAAGACAAGUGGCGGGACGUCACCCGUUGAUGUAACAUUGACAGUUGGAGACAAGCAAGUCAAUAGUUAUAUGACACGUAUCAUACUUGAUAACCGUCACCACAAUACAGUCACUUGUGCUGUAAUGAAUAGUGCAUUAACAUCACCAUUAAUCACUACUGCAAAAGUGUAUGUUAUACAGUCUCCUGUUAAAGUUGUGUUAUCAACACCAAGAUAUCUAAAACAAGGGAGUCCUGUUAACAUUACAUGCCAGAGUCAAAACUCAAGACCUUCACCGAUGGUUUACUUAACCAUUUCCGGUAUAAAUGUGUCGUCUGCUGACACAAUGCCUACAUUCAAUAAAGAAACUUUGUUAUACAACAACGCUACCACCUUGACAACAUUCAAACGAGAAUGGAAUGGAAAGGACAUCAUCUGUUGUAGUUAUAAUAAAUGGUACAAAAAACCUAGAUAUUGUUCCAAACCGGAACAAGUGAACUUUCUAUUUCCUCCAUCUGACAUCAAACUUGAAAUCAAAUUUGACUCGGUAGAUCCACUUCAUAUGUAUGCUGUAUGUACCCUGAACAAUUCAAAUCCGGUUUGCAGAGCUAAUUUUACAGCAGCCAGCAGAAUCAUCGGUUCAGAAAAGAACUCAAGUAACACGAGUCUUCCGCAUGGUGCGUGGAAAACAAAGUAUUUCGUUCACUUGAAUGUCAAUAAAAAAGAUGAUGGUAAAGAUGUUACAUGUGCUGCCGUUUGUGCAGACUUCCAAUACCUGGAACUUAGAGACACAAAAACAAUAAAAGUCCCAUGUAAGUUUAUACACAAUUAUUUAUACAAAAGUUGCACAACUUAAUUGGUGGA
Molecule: messenger RNA, 1679 nt
Organism: Ruditapes philippinarum (Manila clam)
Lineage: Eukaryota; Metazoa; Mollusca; Bivalvia; Venerida; Veneridae
Exons: 6
Coding region: 1-1671 (556 amino acids)
Source: RefSeq, a predicted model, not a curated record